AUGCACCCACCGACGAUGCUGCUCGAGCUCUGGGAGGAAACUGGUGUACAGUUCGGUCGGUCCAGGAGAAAGCCCGAUAAAAAGAAAACGACUAAGCCCACAGAAAAAAGUUCGCAUACGGAACUCCUAUUGAAGUCGCCUGCUCCACCUCGUCGCCGUCCUCCUCCUCCACCACUACCACAACCACCUUUGCUGAGGUCGUCCACAUUGGCAGUGGGAGGGGAAGACUUGUUGCAACGGGAAAGCCCGGCUGAAGAAGUCACCAUGUUGCGUAGUCAAACAGCUCGGAACAACUGGAAGCGUUUGGCCAGGAAAGCUAGUGAACGACACAAAAAAGAGCUCGUCAAUGGCAACAGUGAAGCUCCGCCACCUCGCCCUACCGCGCAGGUACAGCCGAAACGGCUGUCGUUCCAACCUGAGGAAGAAGAAGGUGCACCGCCACCAUUGAUGCAAUGUCUUUCGGCACUCAGCACUACUGAGAACACUUUACUAGAGAGCAAGUUGAAGAGGAGGUAA
Messenger RNA from Cooperia oncophora, 516 nucleotides. NCBI's taxonomy places the organism in Eukaryota, Metazoa, Nematoda, Chromadorea, Rhabditida, Trichostrongylidae. The record is from the annotation of a GenBank genome assembly.